CAUAAACGGGCCGUACACCGGGAAGCAACAUCCCAUCUAAAAUCAAGUCAUGUGCCUAGACUGCAAACGCUUUCAAUCAAUCAGACAACAUUUGGGAAGGGCCGUCCGCCUUACUAUCUCGCCCUACAUAAUGGUUCGGAUGGUAGCAGUUGCAGCAUUGCCUUCAAUAAACGAGCGAAACUGCAACUGCCCUCAGCAUAGAAACAUGGAAGGCUCCUACUUACAUAAAGUAUUUAGAGUACCUAGGUAGGCAUAUGUGCACGGGUGGGUGCCACAUGUGCAGUAAACAUACCUGCUACAUAGCCAUCCAGAAGAAGAAGAAAAGCCCCCACCGCUGGGCAUUAACAUUGCCAAAUAUCAUUUGCUGUCUUCAUUCAUAUUCCGUCUAAAAUCUUGCACAAUCUGAUCACUCAUCCCGUGUCAACUUUCGAUAUACCCACCUAGGUAUCUACGCCUAUAAUAUCCAUCUUCUAGUAGCCGAGAGCAUUUCCAGUACAAAGACAAGAGCACCGAAAGCAAGAACUUGAAAAUCUCACUCUUGUUAUCGUUUUAUACACCCUCCAAGUUCACACCUACUUCCAACAGCAUUAUCACCCACAAGCGUUUGGCCCGUCAUGCCACCAAUACCUGCGGCAGACCCCACUUCUCCCCUUGAAAGAGGGCGUUUGGCCUGGAACACCUACUUGACUAUGAAAAGUCAGGACUAUCGAGGACUAGCUGAGCUUAGACGUCAAGGAUGGGAAAACCCCCAAGGCGAUACGCAUUUCAAGACCCAACGAGAGCGUGCUGAUUACCCUACGGCCAUGGGGAAGCUCAAGUUCUUUCAAAUGAUGAGAGAGAUUGGCGAAGAGAUGAAUAAGUUUAGUUCCAUCUUGAAAUUCUCUGAUAAGCUAACUGAUACACCUUUGCGUGUCUUGGACUUGUGUUUCGCGCCUGGUGGCUUCUCGUCUACUGUCAUGGAUCUAAAUCAGCGCGCUAUUGUGCGUGGCACUACCCUACCACCAUCACUAGGCGGCCACGAAGUCCUGUUUCCACAGUGGGAAACGCAUCCACGUUUACGCAUUAAGUUCUGCGACCUUACAAUGCGUGCCGGUGAGAUGGGAAUCGAUCCGACUACUGUCCCCGAGGAGCACCCUGACCGCAGCAACUUUGACUAUUCUAUGCGCCUUUUCACUAAGGAUGCAUACGGCGAUGAUGAAGCAGAUGAGCCAUUCAAUCUCAUCAUUUGUGAUGGGCAAGUUCUGCGUACACACGCGUACGCGCGUGCUGAGUACCGUGAGAAUUGUGAAGCCGCACGCUUAACACUCUCGCAACUAAUAAUUGGCUUGCAACGACUUCAGGGGGUGGGGGAUAACGGGCGAAUGGUGAUAUUGUUGCAUAGACCUGAUGCGCUGGACACGGCUUUUCUGCUAUGGUCACUGAGUACAUUCGCCCGAAUCAAGCUGUUCAAGCCAAGAGUUAAGCAUGCUGUACGAUCAUCAUUCUAUGUACUAGCUACAAAGAUACGCGUGAACAGCGACGAGGCAGUUCGGGCCAUUGAUGGGUGGAAAGAGGACUGGACUGUAGCAACUUUCGGAACCGAGGAAGAAUGGGAAGCGCGGCGUAUAAAACAAUUCUACAGCCUGGACGUUGUGGAAGAUUUGAUAAACAAAUUUGGCCAAGAGCUAGUACGGCUCGCGGAGCCAAUAUGGCGUAUCCAAGCGCGGAAGUUGAAGAAAGCUCAAGCGGCGUGGAGUAAUCCGACGGGGUAGAUUGAUAUAUACCUCGGAUAUGCUUAGGUGCCUAGGUAAAUAAGAAUCUGGAAGAAAAUACACAUGUGUAGAACUGAGGCGGUACUUGAAAGAAAGGGGUAAUCGCUUGGCGGUGAGCCUUAUGGAUGUUACGGUCUAAAAUAAGAAAUUGAGUUGUUGGAGCUAGA
Molecule: messenger RNA, 1918 nt
Organism: Hypoxylon fragiforme
Lineage: Eukaryota; Fungi; Ascomycota; Sordariomycetes; Xylariales; Hypoxylaceae
Exons: 3
Coding region: 615-1751 (378 amino acids)
Biological process (GO): methylation
Molecular function (GO): methyltransferase activity
Source: RefSeq, a predicted model, not a curated record